GGACAUAGAUCGAGCGAAUGCAAUGCAAUCGUGAAAUGCGCCAAAUGCGGGAACGACCGUCACCCCACGGCACUUCUCAAAGAAAAGCCUGGCACGACACGUACGGAACACGGCGAGGAGCUUACAAUGGCCUGCACUUCAGUUUGCCACAACCCCUUGUAGCAAGAUUGUACUCGUUGACGUUCUCUGUGAGAAUCGCCCUCAGCAGUGCCAUCGCACAUAUGCAAUCAUAGACGACCAGAGCAAUGCUUCCAUGAUAACUCCUGACCUAGCGAAUAGGUCGGGCGCAACUGGACCGAUUGUGAAGUACUUCCUGACGACCUGCAGCGGUGGAAGAGAAGAAAAGUCUGGACGGCGAAUUUCCGGUCUUGUGCUAGGCUCUCUGACCGGCAUGAUGGCGAGGCUACCCCAACUCGUCGAGUGCGCAAACAUCCCUAAGGGCAAGCACGAAAUUGCAACGCCAGAGAUGGCCAGACAGUUUUCUCACCUCAAGGAGAUUGCCGAUGAAAUUCCACCUUACAACCCUAAGGCGAGUGUCGAGAUCCUUAUCGGAAGAGACACACCGGAGUUGUUGAACAUAAGAGCUAGCAGAAACGGACCUAAAGGAGCGCCAUGGGCCCAGAGACUAGACUUAAGCUGGACUAUCUCGGGCCAAAUGUGUUUAGAUCGAGUCGGUGGUCCAGUCCACAUCUCAGCACACCGCACAUCAUUGGAGCGUUUAGACAGGCUUGUUACCAGUUACCCCCGGAACGUGCAAGCUUCACAUCAUCACGCUCAAGGAAGUGAAAUCGUGCCCUGCCCAAACCGUUUCGAGGUCAAAAAAAGAUAUGCAGAGAAAGGAGAAAUCGGAGACAACCUCUUUCAAUCGACACCCGGCAACAAUUUGGUCAGCAUGUCGCAAGAAGACAAACGCUUCCUGAAAAUUAUGGAGACAGGGACUCGCAAGAACCAACAGGGAAACUGGGAG
Messenger RNA from Porites evermanni, 967 nucleotides. NCBI's taxonomy places the organism in Eukaryota, Metazoa, Cnidaria, Anthozoa, Scleractinia, Poritidae. The record is from the annotation of a GenBank genome assembly.